UGUGCGCGUCCGUGUAUUACUUCUAGACUUUCCGUACGUUUUCACCGCGACUUCCGCGUAUUAGUGAGCUCUUUGUGAUUAUGAACUUGGGUGCGUUGCGUUCUCCAAAAUUCUACAAAACAGAAGCACUCGGUCUAAGGACUCCGCCAUCCGCCAUCGCUCCACCAUAGACGACGCCGCUGCCAUACUCUCCACCUUUGGAUAAUUGGACUCAAGCUUGUCCUGAUUUUGGUUGAUUCCACUGUUACUGAUGAGAAGAUAUCUAUUCUUGCGUGAGUUACAAAAUGUCUGAGUUGAUAGAAUUGUUUGUUUCAAUUGGAUUAAAAGAACAAAAGGCCAAAGAAACAGUAAAAAAUGUAGUUGUUUCGAAUAACUUAAAGAAAUGUAUUGAAGAAGCAAACAAAAUAAGAAUUGCUAAUGCAGAAGAUGGAACACUAUUGUACCAUUUAGCCUCCAAGGUAAAACCUCAAGUCGCAGAAAACAUUCCUCUGCUUGUGAAAUGGAUAAUGGAAAAGAAAUUGAGUUCACCUCAAAGAUUAGAUGCAGCCUUAGAGUUUUUGUUAUCAAAUGCUGCAGGCAAGGUAAAUGUAGAUGCUCUGAAAGAUGCUUGUGGAGUUGGAGUGACUAUAACACCUGAACAAAUCGAGAAAGCAGUUGAAGAUAUAAUAAAUGAACAUAAAAAUGAGUUGAUGGAAAAACGCUACAGAUUCAAUUCUGGAAUCAUAAUGAUGGCUGUUAAUACCAAGUUAAAGUGGGCAGAUGGCAAAGCAGUGAAGAAUGAAGUCGAUUUACAAAUAUUAGAUUUGCUUGGGCCUAAAACUGAAGAAGAUUUAGUUCCUAAAAAAGGUGCCAAAGGCAAUAAUGUCAUCAAGGUAAAAAUCGAAAAGAAGGACACUAAAGAAAAACCAAUCAAAGAGUCGGUCAAACAAAAUGGUGUUGAAACGCAUAAUACUGUGUCCAUAAAUGAUGUGUUAAGUAAUUUAAACUUUCAUAAUCCUGGAGAGAACUAUAAAACUGAUGGAUAUGUUGUCACACCUAAUACAACGAAACAUAUGCAGGAACACUUGAAGAUAACUGGUGGUCAAGUACGGACUAGAUUCCCUCCUGAACCGAACGGUAUUUUGCAUAUAGGCCAUGCUAAAGCCAUAAAUAUCAAUUUCGGCUAUGCAGCAGUCAAUAGUGGCAUCUGUUUUCUGAGAUACGAUGAUACAAACCCUGAAAAAGAAGAAGAAAAGUUCUUUGUUGGCAUCAAGGACAUGGUUGAAUGGCUAGGUUAUAAACCAUUUAAAAUUACCCAUUCUUCAGACUACUUUGAUCAGCUUUAUGAAUGGGCUAUCGUACUGAUUAGGAAAGGCCUAGCGUAUGUGUGCCAUCAAAAGGCAGAAGAUAUAAAAGGAUUCAACCCACCACCUUCCCCUUGGAGAGAUAGGCCAAUGGAGGAGAAUCUUCAGCUUUUCCAGGACAUGAAGAAUGGAAAGAUAGAUGAAGGUAAGGCAACUCUGAGGAUGAAAGUUACAUUAGAAGAAGGAAAGCAAGACCCUGUAGCAUAUAGGAUUAAAUUCUUACCUCAUCAUCGUACCGGAAAUAAGUGGUGUAUUUAUCCAACCUACGAUUACACACAUUGCCUGUGCGACUCCAUUGAACACAUCACCCAUUCUCUGUGUACCAAAGAGUUCCAAAACCGAAGAUCAUCGUAUUACUGGCUGUGCAAUGCCCUCGAUAUAUACUGUCCUGUGCAGUGGGAGUACGGUAGAUUAAAUAUGAACUAUACAGUCGUGUCUAAAAGGAAGAUUGCUAAACUGAUCACGGAGAGGAUUGUACGUGAUUGGGACGAUCCUCGUUUGUUCACAUUAACUGCUCUGAGACGCAGGGGCUUUCCGCCAGAGGCAAUCAACAGCUUUUGUGCUCGAAUGGGAGUGACGGGAGCUCAGUCUGUAGUCGACCCGAUGAUGCUUGAGGCUUCAGUACGGGAUGUUCUCAACGAAACUGCGCCUCGGGUCAUGGUGGUGUUGAACCCUGUGAAACUGGUUAUCAACAAUUGUAACAAAUCUAAAGUUAGUGUACCAGACUUCCCCAAUGAUCCCACUAAAGGAUCACACGAAGUGACCUUAGAUAAAGUUGUGUACAUAGAUGGUAUGGAUUUCAAAGAAAGUCCUGAAAAAGGAUACAGGCGACUUGCACCGAACCAGACUGUUGGCUUAAAACACGCUGGUCUAGUUCUUACUGUGGAGAAAGUUGUAAAAACAUCUGAUGGAAAUAUCCUGGAGAUUCAGGUGUCCGCUGAACCCGUUUCUGACUCUAACAAACCUAAAGCUUUCAUCCAAUGGGUGUCAGAUCCAACCAGCAUAGAAGUGCGUCUCUAUGAGAGGCUAUUCAAUCACAAAAACCCUGAAGAUACAACAGCUGUUCCUGGAGGUUUCUUAUCUGAUAUUAAUCCAGAUUCCUUGAAAAUUGAGACUGGGUACGCAGACAAAUCAAUUUUGACAGCAAAACAUUUUGACAAGUUUCAGUUUGAAAGAAUUGGAUUUUUCUCAGUUGAUCCUGAUUCUUCAAGCGGUAAUUUGGUUUUCAACAGAACUGUAACCCUAAAAGAAGAUGCUGGAAAGUGUUAACCUUAACCUUGGAAGUUUAUUUUUAUAUGUGUUAAAUCCUUUUGUAGCUUUUAAAGCUCAAGCUGCUGCUAAAUAUUCAUGGAAGAAGUAUUUUGUUUUAAGGAUUUUACUCUUUUAGUUCAGCUGAAUAAUUAAAUGUUACUCUCUAUUAACCUCCUAUGAUCUACAAGUAUUAUCUUGCAAUAUAUUCAUUAUACUUACAGCAAUAUAAUUUUUAAAAUCUCCAUCUUAAUUACUACGAGCUUGUAUUUAAUAUAACCCACUUGUAUGUUAACAAAGCAACAUCUAAAUUCACAGCAAAGGACUACUAGUCAAAUAACAGAAUAAAUAGAAUUUAAAAUUUGUAAAUUACUAUGUAAGAGGUAAAAUAAAGUUAUCACAGAAAACUGUAAUCAUGAAGAAAAGUAUUCAUAUUCCUUGGUACAUUAUGUUGUAUUUAGUUACUGCAGUGUUUUGCAAAGCAAUCACUCAGUGUUUAAAAGCCAUAAAUGCAUAUCCAUUAAUGAAAGCUUUUUCAGUAUUUAUGAUACUCUUACUUAAUCUAUUUCAAUCAUGUACCUAAAUGUGACAGCUGGAGAGUGAGACAGACAUAUAAGCAAUUACUGUGUAAGUUAAAAUUAAAGAAUUGUUCUGUACUGUUAAUCCAAAAUCAGCCACUGAUUCUUUGAUCCCAUCUACUGUAUUUUACCACUUAAAAGACUAAUUAUAACUAUGUGCCUGUGAGAAUUGCCAGAUUUGUCUCUAGAGUUUUAGAUUGGACAGACUACCGAUAUUCAUAAACCUAAUAAUUAUCUCAAAUUAAUAUGUUCUAUGCCUUUCAGAAUGAGUAUUGGAAAACAGGAUUGGCACCUUUUUGGAAAUAUAAACUCUAGGGGUGAGGAUAAAUAAAUUGUAUUAUUAUGCUUGUUUUACUUGUAUAUUAUAAGUAGAUAAAUAGUUUAUCCUGGUCAUAAAUUACUUAUUUAGUUUGAAACAUUUAUUUUGGAAUUUGUCAUUUUUUAAAGGUAUGUAACUUACUUGAUAAAGAAAAUACAUAUAAAGUUCUCAUACAACAUUGUUUAUUUUUGUUUUAACAAACUUUUAUUUUUGUUUUGUUUUAAAGAAACUUUUAAUUCGAUCAACCAAAAAAAUUAAUGUAAACAACUAAGGGAUUAAUGUAGGAAAAAUAAUUUUUCUCCAUGAUCUUCUUGGAUGGAGGUGGACUUAUUUUGAUUUUGUUAUACUUAUAUUUGAUCAAUAAUGUAAAAUUUUUACUAUAUGUAAACAAUUAUUGAUUAGACUAUCAUUUAAAGAAAUUUGUUAUAUUUUUUUGUUCUCGGAGCAUUGUAUGAUAAUUCUAUUUAUAAAACUGUAUAAUGAUCAUAACAAACUAUUGUGAUUUUGAAAAAUAAACUUUUGGAAUGUUUUGAAA
Messenger RNA from Macrosteles quadrilineatus (aster leafhopper), 4023 nucleotides. RefSeq names its product probable glutamine--tRNA ligase (gene GlnRS). Lineage: Eukaryota; Metazoa; Arthropoda; Insecta; Hemiptera; Cicadellidae. Gene Ontology annotation, cellular component: cytosol; aminoacyl-tRNA synthetase multienzyme complex; cytoplasm. The transcript is spliced from 2 exons. Gene Ontology annotation, molecular function: glutamine-tRNA ligase activity; ATP binding. The coding region runs from base 285 to 2612 and encodes 775 amino acids. The record is from RefSeq and is a predicted model, not a curated record. Gene Ontology annotation, biological process: glutaminyl-tRNA aminoacylation; translation.